AUGCAUGCAGCAAAUGAGGGGCCUGAGGGCGGCCCCGAGGGUGCGCAGAAUGCCGCAGCAUCAGACGGCGCCGCAGCAGCAGCAUCUGCAGCAGCAGUAGCAGCAGAGGCAGAGGCAGCAGCAGCAGAGGCAGCAGCAGAAGAGGCAGCAGCAGAAGAGGCAGCAGCAGCAGAGGCAGCAGCAGCAGAGGCAGCAGCAGCAGAGGCAGCAGCAGCAGAGGCAGCAGCAGCAGAGGCAGCAGCAGCAGGGCAGCAGCAGCAGCAGCAGCAGAGGAAGACGCAGCAGCAGCAGCAGCAGAGGAAGAGUUUGGGCCGGAGGAUUACGACGAUGCGAGCUCCUUUUACGACCGCUGCUGCUGCUGCUGAGUUCCUGCAGCAGCAGCUGCAGCAGGGAGCAGCAGCAGCAGCAGCAGCAGCAGGGUCCCAGACGGGGGAGUACCGGCUGCUGCUGCAGCACAUGCCGGAGGGCCCGGAAGCAGCAGCAGCAGCAGCAGCAGCGCAGCGCAGCAGCAACUUGCUCGAAAGGUCCGCAGAUGUGCAGCAGCAGCCGCAGCAGUUCUCCGCCUGGGAAGCAGCAGCAGCAGCAAAAGGAGGAGCAGCAGCAACAACAGCAGCAGCAGCACUAAUAGGGGCGCUGCUGCCUGCGGGCCCGGGGGCGCUGCCCCCGGAGGCGGCGGAGCCGUUUGCUGCAGUGAUGGCUGCAGCAGCAAACCAGACUGCAGCAGCAGCAGCAGCAGCAGCAGCAGCAGCAAAACCCCUCGUCACUUUCCGAGAUCUUGGAAUUCUUCCUCCCCUUCUCAAAGCCCUCGCAGCUGAGGGUUUUCACUACCCCACUCCAGUGCAGGCUGCUGCGCUGCCAGUGACCCUCGCGGGGCACGACGCAGUGGUGCAGGCCAAGUCAGGCACGGGGAAGACAGUGGCAUUUGCUUUGCAUGCGCUGCAGCUGCUGCUGAUAGCAGCAACAACUGAAGCGCCAGCAGCAGCAGCAGCAGCAGCAGCGCCCCCAGCAGCAGCAGCAGCAGCAGCAGCAGCAGCAGCAGCAGCAGGAAGCUUCUUCGGCUUCGCUCUCGCCAUCGCUCCCUCUCGAGAGCUCGCCGCCCAGACCUGCAGCGAAAUCCAGGGGCUUGGGUCCCACAUUUUGCAGUUUCACGUGACUGUCUCCUGCUUACUUGGAGGUGUCUCCACAAAUGUCUCCGUCCACGAGCUCGCGAAGAGGCCUCAAAUCAUUGUUGCGACUCCCGGCGCGGCCGCUGUCUUUGCGCCCAGUCGAAGAGAGUGGCGGAAGCAGCAAAAGCAACAGCAGAAGCAGCAGCAGCAAAUGCAGCAGCAGCAGGGGAGUCUGCUGCUGCUGCAGCGGAGGACGCUGCUGCUGCUGCUGCUGCUGCUGCUGAGACGGCGCAGCAGAACGCAGAGAACGCCGCGCUCUUUGCUGCCAGCGCCCAAGCAGCAGCAACAGCAGCAGCAGCACUCUGCAGCUGCAGCAACGUUUCGCUGCAGCAGCAGCUGCAGCAGCAGCUUCGCCUUGUUAUUCUGGAUGAGGCCGAUCUGCUGCUGCACAACUUUUUCAGAGCGCAAACCAAAGAUCCUGGAAAGGGUGCUGCGGCCGCGAGCGCAGCUAACUGCAUACUCAGCAACAUUUGCCCCGCAGCUGCUGCACUACCUUGAGAACGAUUUGCUGCAGGGCUCGGAGAGGCUCGUUGCUGCUGCUGCUGAUGAGCAGCAGCAGCAGCAGCAGCAGCAGCAGCAGCAGCAGCAGCAGGGAGAGGCGCAGCAGCAGACGCAGCCAAGGGAGAUCCGCCGGGUGUUUCUUUGCUCUUCCCGCGUGCGCUUUGCGCCCAGCCCGAGCCCAGACAUCAGCAGCAGCAGCAGCAGCAGCAGCAGCAGCAGCAGCAGCAGCAGCAGCAGCGGCGCGGCGGGCGGGGCUAGCUGCGAGCCCGCGGGCGGCCAGGAGAGCGACGACAGCAGCAGCAGCAGCAGCAGCAGCAGCAGCGACAGCAGCAGAGACGCAGAAGAACUUUCAGCGCUGGAGUCUCUCGAAGCAGAAGCUGCUGCUGCUGCUCAGCGGGAGGCGCUGCUGAAGCUGCAGCAGCAGCGGAUGGCCGAUGCUGCUUUGCCGCCCCCGGUCCCCUCAGGGAUAAUAUAUGGGCUAAUGGAGCUGCCACUGGAGAACUCGGGGCUGCGCACUUUGGGGCUGAAGCUGCAGCUGCUGCUGCAUGCAAUGAGCCGCAUAUACUUCAGACAAGCUGUGGUUUUCGUCAAUGAGCCCGUCGUCGGAACUCAUGUGGCUCAGAGCCUCCGGCGCCUCGGCAUUACUGCCGUGUACACGAGCUUCAGCGGCAGACUGCCUCAGAGCGAACGGAACAAACGCGUGGCAGCCCUCAAGAGGUUUGAGUGCAGGGUCAUGGUCUGUUCCGACCUGAUGAGCCGCGGAAUCGACGCAGUUGGCGUGGACUUCGUCAUCAAUUUCAACCUGCCCAUGGACAAGGAGACCUUUUUGCACCGGGGGGGCCGCGCGGGGCGCUUCGGCAGCUGGGGGGUUUGCUUGUCUCUUGCUGCAGCAGAUGAAGCAGCUAGCUACAGAUAUAUAGCAGCUAGCUACGGGAUAACACUGCAUGCACUGCACCACAUAGAGUUGCUGCAGGAGGCGCUGCUGCCGGAGGGGCGGCGGCUGCGUGCUGCUGCUGCUGCUGCUGCUGCUGCUGCUGCGCCCGCCGGCGCGCCCGCGCGCCGCCCCGUGGGCUCGCCGCAGCAGCAGCAGCAGCAGCGCCUCGUGCUGCUGCGCCCCAGCAGCGAGAGCGACGAGGAGGAGCAGCAGCUGACUCCGCAGCAGCAGCAGCUGCUGCUGCGGGACAUAGAGCAGCUGCAGCAGCAGCAGCAGCAGCCCGAAAGCUGGGACGAUGUCCACCAGCGCAUGCAGCAGCAACUCGUGGCCGAGAUGCACUUGAAGAGGCAGCAGCACGAAAUGGAGCUGCGCAGGCAGGAGAGGCUGCAGCAGCAGAUGCAGCAGCAGCAGCAGCUCUACGAGAUGGAGGAGCAGGAGUACGAGCGGGAGCAGCAGCAGCAGCAGCAGCAGCAGCAGCACAAGCGGGAGCAGCACCAGCAAGAGCGGGAGCAGCAGCAGCAAGAGUGGCAGCAGCACCAGCGAGAAUGGGCUCGCCGGCAGCAAGAAUGGGAGCAGCAGCAGCAAGAGUGGAAGCAGCAGCUCCAAGACCAGCAGCAGCGGGAUUCCCAGCUGCAGCAGCAACAGCAGCAGCAGACCAGGCAGCAGCAAAACCCAGCAGCACAUUCCAAGCCCAGCAGCAGCCGCACAGUGAGGAGGCUGUCUGCAGAAAGCCAGACGAGGGAUGAUCAGCAGCAGCAGCAGCAGCAGCAGCAGCAGCAGCAGCAGCACGAGGAGCAGCAGCAGCAGCAGCAGCAGCAAGAGCGGGACUCAAGCUUUCCGCUGGACCGCAUGUCUUCGCUGCCUUGCCAUUCUGCUGCUGCUGCUGGGGCUGCAGCAGCAGCAGCAGCUGGAGUGGCAGCUUCUGCCGAUCAGGAAGCAGCAGUAGCAGCAACCUACAUGUGUGCGCUGCCCACAACUCCCAUAGCAGCAGCAGCAGCAGCAGCAGCAGCAGCAACUGCAGCAGCAGCAGAAGCCUCUCGGGAAGUCUCAGCGGACGACCGCCCCGCUGCAGCAGCACCGCUGCAGCCCAUCCCUGUUCUGGGCUGCUUCCUUCCGGACAAGCUGCAGCAGCUCCAGCUGGAUCGGCAGCAGCAGCAGCAGCAGCAGCAGCAGCAGCAGCAGCAGCAGCAGGAACCGCCCAUGACUCUGCAGGUGCAAGCGGUGGGCCGCUGCGCUCUUCACUGCUGCUCGGACGGAAGCAGCAGCUGCUGCUGCGGAACAGAUUGUCUGCACUUGGUGCUUGAGUGCCGCGAGGCUGCAGCAGCAGCAGCAACAGCAGCAGCAGCAACAGCAGCAGCAGCUGCUGCUGCUGCUGAGGAAGCAGCAGGGGAAGCAGCAAAAGCUCGACGGCUGCUGUCCCUCUGCGUCUCCCACAGUCUCCAAGAUGUGACAGUGCUGCGGCCGCAGCUAGCUCUUGACGGGGCUGCUUUGCAUGCAGUGGUUGCUGCUGCUUCUCCGGGUCCUGCUGCUGCUGCUGCUGCUGCUGCUGCUGCAGACGCAGCAGCAGCAGCAGCAGGCUCCUGCGCAGCAGCACAGUUUGUGGGGCGCGAAAGCCAGGGGGCAGAGCCGCUGUCUCCGGUGGCGUUUGUGCUGUUCAGACACCUGAGGCAGCCGCAGCAGCAGCAGCAGCUGCAGCAGCAGGUGCAGCAGCAGCAGCAGCACGCAGCAACAGCAGCAGCAGCUCAGCUCAGCGCCCAGGAGACCCUCCGCGCCCACAAGCAGCAACUCGAGCUGCUGCUGCAGCACAGAAAUAGGGAUAUGCAGGAGCUGCAGCGCAAGCAGCAGCGGGAGCUGCAGCAGCAGCAGCAGCAAAACUGCAGCUGGCAGCAGCUUAAGCAGCAACUGACGCAGCACGAGCGCGAGAUACAGAAGCUGUGGGAGCGCCACCGGCGGCAGCAGCAAGACGUCAAGCAGCAGCAGCAGCAGCAGCUGCAGCAGCAGCUGCAGCAGCUGCAGCAGCAGCUGCUGCUGCAGCACUUGGCAGCACGCGCAGACGCGCCGCAGCACUUCGUCUUGGCUCUCCCCGCCCUGCAGCUGCCGCGGCUGCUGCUGGCUCUAGAGCGUGCUGCUGCUGCUGCUGCUGCUGCUGCUGCUGCUGCUGCUGCUUGCCCAGCAGCAAAAGCUCACGGGCCCCCGCAGCCGCUGCCUUCUUUUUCGCUGCACGAAGCAGCUCGUUGGUACAUUUUCGUGCAGCAGCAAAGCAGCCGCGGGAUUGGCAGCAGCAGCAGCAGAAUGCAGCAGCAGCUGUGA
Molecule: messenger RNA, 4911 nt
Organism: Eimeria necatrix
Lineage: Eukaryota; Apicomplexa; Conoidasida; Eucoccidiorida; Eimeriidae
Product: DEAD/DEAH box helicase, putative
Biological process (GO): spliceosomal snRNP assembly
Cellular component (GO): SMN complex
Molecular function (GO): RNA binding; RNA helicase activity; ATP binding
Source: RefSeq, a predicted model, not a curated record